Messenger RNA from Drosophila subpulchrella, 2384 nucleotides. Its product is annotated as epidermal growth factor receptor kinase substrate 8. NCBI's taxonomy places the organism in Eukaryota, Metazoa, Arthropoda, Insecta, Diptera, Drosophilidae. Gene Ontology annotation, cellular component: plasma membrane. Gene Ontology annotation, molecular function: actin binding. The record is from RefSeq and is a predicted model, not a curated record. Gene Ontology annotation, biological process: Rho protein signal transduction; regulation of Rho protein signal transduction. The coding region runs from base 41 to 2239 and encodes 732 amino acids. The transcript is spliced from 6 exons.
UCAAUAGUUUCCCAGAACGCAUUGAUUCCACAUCGGCGGAAUGGUCAAAGCAGGCAAUAGGACCUUGAAAUACUUCCGACCCAUAUCGGUCAAGUACGGGAUGCCACGUAACGGCUACGAAAAUGGAGUCCCUGCCGGGGAACAGGCCAAUGGGCAUUACGACGAGAUCAAACCCACGUAUGCCCUGGAGCACUUGGCUACCUUCAAGCUGAAAACCGAGGCGGAGAUCAAGCAUCCCAAGGAGAAGAUGAAGCUGCUGAUCGAACUGGACAAAACUGGAGGCAUUUGGCCGCACAAGAUGUUCAUGAGCUUCAAUGGCCAGUGGCUGGUCAUGCUGGACAGCGAGAUGAAGGAGAUUGAGAACUUUCCGGGCAGUCUGAUCACCGAGCCCACAGCCUUCAUCAGUGAGCAUCCCCAGGAGGCGUACAAUAACAUUCUGGUCUUCUCAGUGCCGGGAAUCUCGCUGGGAAACACCGAGAUGCACAUCUUUCAGGUGACCGAUGUCAGUUCAGUUCAUUUGGUAGAGGAUCUGAAGACGCUGAGCAAGGGUACUCCUGUAACGAUUGAUCGUAAUAAGACCCCAAUUUUGCUGCCCAAGCCGGAAAGACCCCAAACGCAGCAGGCCAAGGAUCAGUAUGGAAUAGCUGCGGCAGUGGCGGGGAUUGCAGCGGAGAAGAACGCCCAGGAUAAGGAGCAGACCGAGCGGGAUGUGCAGGUGAUCAACCACUGCUUCGAGGACAUCGAGCGUUUCAUGGCCCGACUUCAUUAUGCCGCCGAGGCCCUCAACGAGCUAAAGUUGCGCAAGGAGCAGCAUAAUCCUCAUGGAGAGGGACUUUUGGUCCUAAGAUCGCGACCACCGAUCGAGAGCGAGUUUCACGACAUCCUGGCCAAGGUGAAACUGGCGCUCAUCUACUCGGUGCGGCUGCAGAACCACUUCACCAAAUCCACCGAUCCGGUGCACAAUGUCUUCAUAUCGCUGCAAACCAUCGUCACCGUUUGCAAUGAUAUAUAUGUGGAUGCGGGUCUGCCAGAGGCUGUGGUCAAUCCCCUCCUGCGUCGCGAGACCAUCGCCUUUCUCAACGGGACCCUCGACUCCAAGGAGAAGCAGUUGUGGCAGAGCCUUGGCCCCAACUGGACGGUUCCCAAGGACCAGUUCAAGGAUCACAAGAGCUCGUAUCAUCCUAUAUUCUACGACGAUUGGUCGCCCGAUUGGGUGGUGGAUGAGGAGGUGCAAUACCUGGCUCCUGCCCUGAAGAAGACCACUACGCCGUCGCCGGUGCCGGUUCCCGUGCCCCCGAGUCCGGGUCUCGGAAAUCGCACCUGGCUGAGUCGCCUGGAGAGCCGCAAUGUCAAGAUCGCCGAGGUUGCAUUCAACAAGUCAGCCACAAAUGACAAGGAACUAAAGGUCACCAAGGGGGAGUACUUGGAGAUUAUCGAUGACUCCCGAAACUGGUGGAAGGCUCGUAACUCGUAUGGAAGCAUUGGCUACGUGCCAAACACCGUGCUCACGCCGUACAACUUUGAGCCCGGAGUAAAUGGAAGGGAUACGGAAUCGCUGGCAUCCGUGGCCUUGACCGAGAAUGGUGUCGAGGAGGCCAACAACCCUCCGUUGUACCGCAACACCAUGGCCAUGUAUACCGCUCCCGUGGAGCAGCCGGUGGCCAAUGGCAAGCCGUUGCCGCGCUCCUACUCGAUGCCCAAUGCCGUGCCCGUUCCACCCCCGAUGCCACCAACUGACAGUCAGCCGCCCACGCCCAGCGGCACCCUUAAACGCAACAUGGCGGCGGCAGGAGCCCUAGCAGCCAUGCGGGCCCGAAACGAUUGCGAGGCCGAUGACCAAGCCUACUACAUGCAGGAUGAUGUGAACGACGAGCUGCGGGUUCUGUUGCAGCAGCGGGAGAGGCGCAAGGACCUGGAGAUCCUUAAGACCCCCGAGAUCUUCAUCACUCAGAACUCGAAGCCGCGGGAAGUGGAGGAGUGGCUGAGGGGCAAAGGCUUCUCGGACAUCAUCAUCAAGCGUCUGCACACUCUCUCCGGGGAGGAGAUCUUCGCCCUUUCACCACACACCAUCGAAAGCUACUUUGGCCAGCGGGAGAGUCGCCGCCUCAUUUCCCAGAUCGUGCUGCAAAAGAACUUCUGUGAGUACAAAACCAUUAGAUCAUCGGAGCUGUCUGCCAAAUUGGCACGGGCUCGUCAAAAGGCCGAUCAGUCUAAUGGCAAUCCUAACGAGGUCUUCUAAGAUUCCCGAUUUGAAUAGUUAGAGCCUGGAGAAACACAACAAUGCCUCAGAAGCGCUAAGUUUUGCCAUUAAUUUAUUUAUGUGUAAUAUUCCUUCAUUUAUGUUAAAAAGUGUUCAUACGUACAUUAAAAAACCAGACAAAAAA